Messenger RNA from Entamoeba invadens IP1, 555 nucleotides. RefSeq lists its product as hypothetical. Lineage: Eukaryota; Evosea; Mastigamoebida; Endamoebidae. The record is from RefSeq and is a predicted model, not a curated record. Bases 1 to 555 code for a protein of 184 amino acids. The transcript has a single exon.
AUGUCAAAACAUACACCAAACCACCCACCUCGUUUUAUUGAGCUUCGUAACAUUCAAGCAUAUGAAUUAAUGAUACUUCUUUCAAUCUUGAACAAAACUUUUAAUAUAACUUUGAAUGUUCCGAGUAAAAAAGCUGUUGUUUUUCAACAGUUUUUGUCUGUUGAAACUUUAUGGAAUAAAAAAGAGUAUUUAAAUGUCAAUUAUAUUGUAAAAGAAAGAUGUGAAAAAAGGAUGAAAAAGGAAGUACAGGAAGGUGUUUCACAGAAAACAGCACUUCGUAGAAAACAUGCGAAUAUGAUUGUAGAAAUGUUACAACUACUCAUUGAUUUUGUAAGGGAACUUGGGUACUUUGUCGAGACGAAAACCUUUGGUGGGAAAAAAGGGACUUUGAAAGAGGAGAAAAUCAUAGGAAUUUAUAUCGAAAAUAAAUUGAUUUGUAAUGAGAAAGAAAUUAAGAAGAAGGGUAAAAUCAUAAUGAAAAAAUACUCAAUAACAUCGAAUGAAAUGAGUAGUAUAGUAAUUCACUUGAACGAUAAUUUUUUACAAAGUGUUUGA